AUGGAACCCCCCUCACCCCCCGGAACACUCAUCCUCCGCGCCCAAACGCCCGACAUCCCACCCAUCCAACGCAUCACCACCGCCGCCUACACAAAAUACAUCACCCGCAUCGGCAAACCCCCCGCGCCCAUGACCGCAAACUACACCACCCUCCUCACCACACACGACGUCUUCGUCCUACGACCCAGCGAACACGAACAAGAACCUCUCGUCGGCUCAAUCGUCCUACGUGCAGAGGAAAGCAAAAUGCACGUGAAUAACCUGGUUGUUGACCCGGAUGCGCAGGGUAGGGGGUACGGGAGAAUCCUCCUCAAUUGCGCGGAGGACUGGGCUAGGAUGAAGGGGUGUGAGGAGAUGGCGCUGUUUACGAAUGUCAAGAUGUUUGAGAAUUUUGGACUGUAUGCCAAGAUGGGGUAUGAGGAGGUGGAGAGACGGACGGAGGAUGGGUUCGAGAGGGUGUAUUUUCGGAAACGGUUGUAG
This is a messenger RNA of Pochonia chlamydosporia 170, 480 nucleotides long. RefSeq names its product acetyltransferase. Gene Ontology annotation, molecular function: N-acetyltransferase activity. Bases 1 to 480 code for a protein of 159 amino acids. The transcript has a single exon. The record is from RefSeq and is a predicted model, not a curated record. NCBI's taxonomy places the organism in Eukaryota, Fungi, Ascomycota, Sordariomycetes, Hypocreales, Clavicipitaceae.